Molecule: messenger RNA, 975 nt
Organism: Armigeres subalbatus
Lineage: Eukaryota; Metazoa; Arthropoda; Insecta; Diptera; Culicidae
Exons: 1
Coding region: 1-975 (324 amino acids)
Source: RefSeq, a predicted model, not a curated record
AUGGAUAUUUCGAAGUUGCGAAAGGAGAACGAGGUUCUUCGACGGAAACUGGCGGAAGCUGAGCUGGCGACGAGGUACACCGUUUUAUCGUUGGAAGUCGAUGAUAAAAAAUGCAAAUAUAUCACGGGAAUCGCAUCAGGAAUAGUACUGCGUCAGUUGUACGAAGCUCUAAAAGACGAUCUACCCAUGUUUGAACCGGAAGAUAAGGAGAAAGUGUUUGUUUUAGCCCUCAGGAAAAUCAGGUUAAACGAACCGUUUCAAACCCAAGGGCUUAUGUAUGGCAUGCAUCCAAGCUUGGUGUCGGACAAGAUAUUUCAUGUUAUCCACUGCAUCUAUCCGUUUCUGGCAGGGUUGGUACGGUGGCCACCACGAGAAGUUUUACGAAAACACAUGCCGCAUGCGUUCCGACAAAAGUACAACGAUCGAGUGACAGUAAUCUUGGAUUGCUUUGAAGUUCCCAUCGAGACACCACGAGUCGAAGAGAUGGUGGCAAACGCAAACGUUUACAGUUUUUAUAAGCAUCAUAAAACCAUCAAAGUACUAGCGGGUAUCACUCCAGAUGGUUGCUAUUCCUUUAUUUCGGAGGCGUUUGGUGGGAGAACAUCCGACAAGCAGAUCACUUUGAUGUCCGGGUUCCUCGAUCUCAUCGAGGAAGGCGACUUUGUUUUAGCAGAUCGAGGAUUCUUGAUCGAGGACCUACUGAGGCAGAAAAAAGCAUCAAUUAGUAUUCCUGCGUUUAAGAAGACAAAUCGACAACUUGAACCUCUAGAUGCAUGUGAUUCAAAAGAGAUUUCUGCACUGCGAAUCCACGUUGAGCGCAUGAUCGGAUCUUUGAGGCAAAAAAUGUUGAUUUUAACAGAUAUUAUACCUAUAACUUUAUUGGAACGUUGGAAUUCAGGCACGCCAGCAUUAGACCAAAUCAUCAAAAUUGCCGCAGGAAUCGUCAAUUUGUGCCCCAGUAUUGUUCCCCAAUAA